Molecule: messenger RNA, 980 nt
Organism: Gilbertella persicaria
Lineage: Eukaryota; Fungi; Mucoromycota; Mucoromycetes; Mucorales; Choanephoraceae
Exons: 2
Coding region: 20-967 (315 amino acids)
Biological process (GO): apoptotic DNA fragmentation
Cellular component (GO): mitochondrial inner membrane; nucleus
Molecular function (GO): nucleic acid binding; metal ion binding; RNA endonuclease activity
Source: RefSeq, a predicted model, not a curated record
CUUGUUAUUGUUUAUUCGUAUGGUAGCCGAAAAAGCAACUUUAGUUUUAGGUGGUGCAGCUCUAGGCGCUGUUUCUUUCGCAGCCUAUCAAAAGCUUACCCAAAAAAAGCCUACAGCACCUGCUAUCUACAGAGCACCCACACCACCAGCACCAGUACCAACACAACCUCAACAACCUUUUAUCAAUAACAUGGAAAAGGCAAAGAAUAUCAUGCCUUUUGGUUUGCCCGGUCCUGUGAACGAUUUGGUUUACCGUAGUGCCUAUAUCACUUCUUAUAACCGUCGUGACCGUAACCCCAACUGGGUUGCUGAACAUUUGACACAAGCUAGUUUGAAGCGUGGUCCCGACGUAGAUAGACAAAAAUCGACUUUCAGAGAAGACGACAGCGUACCUGAGAAGUUUAGAGCUAAAUUGAAUGAUUAUUUCAGAAGUGGAUUUGAUAGAGGACACAUGGUCCCUGCUGCUGACGUCAAGAACAGUCAAGUCUCUAUGGAUGAAACAUUCUAUUUGACCAAUAUUGCACCUCAGGUUGGUCAAGGCUUCAAUCGUGAUUACUGGGCUCAUCUUGAACAUUUUUGCAGAGAAUUGACUCAAAAAUUCUCUGAUGUCUAUGUGUUCACUGGUCCUUUAUAUUUACCCCAUCAAGAAGCUGAUGGCAAAUUUUAUGUCAAAUAUCAAAUGAUUGGCAACCCUCCCAAUGUCGCUGUACCUACUCAUUUUUACAAGGUCAUCUUGACACACCAUCAAGGUCGCUACACUGUGGGUGCAUUCGUGUUACCCAAUCAACCCAUUCCCGAUCAAACACCCUUGACAGCAUUCAAAGUACCCCUAGACGCUGUUGAACGCGGAGCAGGUCUCACUUUCUUUAAUCAACUCAACACUACUCAAUUGCCAGACUUGUGUAGAGAAACAGAAUGUAAAUUAACCAUCAGAAAAUUCAAUGAUGCACAAAAGAAGUUAUCUUAAAAGCAACGGAACU